Rhizophagus irregularis DAOM 181602=DAOM 197198 is the source of this 1293-nucleotide messenger RNA. The record is from RefSeq and is a predicted model, not a curated record. Lineage: Eukaryota; Fungi; Glomeromycota; Glomeromycetes; Glomerales; Glomeraceae.
GGGCAUCAUUGUUAAAAAGGAAUUAAUAUAAAGUCUUCCGGUUAAGAUUUUUUUUAAAAAAAAUAUUUUCAUAAAUUUCAAAUAUGAGGUGUAAAGUUUGUAGAAUUGAUAAAUUAUCUCAUGAAUUCCCGGCUGAUACUAUUAGCCAAAGGUGUAAUCACGUUUCCAAUUUUUGUUUAAGGUGUUUAAUAAAAAAAAUUGAUGUUCAACAAUCAAAUCAAAAAUGCCCUGAAUGUGAUGCAACUCUUACAAGACAAGAAGUUAAAGAUUUAUAUCUAGCAUGGGAAAAAUCACCAUUUCGAGUUGUUAUUGAGAAUAUUUUAGAACUUAAGCUUAAAAAUGAAAAUAAUUUGAAUUCAAAUGCGAAGGGGGAUUUUUAUGUAAUUUUAUUGAAUGGAACGAAAUUAAAUUUUAAAUUAGAAAACAUUAAAACCGUCGAGGCUUUAAAGGAAGCUAUAAAGCAACAAACUAAUAUUGAGAAUGGUAAACAAAAGUUGAUUCAUAAAGGUGUUGAAUUGGAGAUUUUUUCAAAUACAACAAGAAUUAAAAAACAAUUAUCUGAAUAUUCAAUAGUUGAUGGAAGUCAUAUCCAACUUAUGGUCUUAUUAUACUCUAUCUCAAAAGAAUUAUCUAUUAAUGCAUUAACUUUUGAUCUGUACUGGGGAUUUCCACCAAAUAGAGGUGAUUUUUUAGAUGGCACUUGUUUGCUUUUCGCAGGAAAACAUCAUUACCGUACUUUUGAUUAUAGAUUGAACCAUUUCUCUGAAAUUCCUGACAUGUCACAUUCUGGUGAUAUUAUUGAUAAGGUUAAUCGAAGAGGUCAUCAUAGUAUUACAGCGAAUUUAGCAACAAUUCCACGUAUAGUAACAAAAUUAUAUUUCGUUUUAAGUGCAUAUCGUUCUCCAAAUAUUGGAUGUUUUACAAGUCCUUCUUUUAAAUUAUUUGAUCCUUCAUAUCCUGAUACACAAUUAUGUUCUUAUACUAUACAAUCCGCUUCCACUUCAAAGGCAGUUAUAAUGUGUGUAAUUGAGAAAAGUGAUGAAGGUAAUUGGAAUAUAUUCGAAAUUGGUAAACUAUGUGAUGGUAAUGUAUUGGAUUAUACACCAAUAUUAAAUACUAUUAGUGAAUUGGAUGUAUUUUGAUUCGUAAAUGUAAGAUUUUUUUUUUUUUAUCUAUUUACAAAUAAUUGUUGUAUAAUACUUUGAUAUAAUGUUUUGGUAUAAUACUUAAAUAGCCAAACAAAUUAUAUAAUUAUAAUUCAAAUAAAAUAUAAGAAUAUGAGAUAUUUAAAAA